Messenger RNA from Pomacea canaliculata, 2661 nucleotides. RefSeq names its product protein lava lamp-like. The record is from RefSeq and is a predicted model, not a curated record. The transcript is spliced from 4 exons. Gene Ontology annotation, molecular function: protein binding. The coding region runs from base 1391 to 2293 and encodes 300 amino acids. NCBI's taxonomy places the organism in Eukaryota, Metazoa, Mollusca, Gastropoda, Architaenioglossa, Ampullariidae.
AUGUCUUAUUAUCAGCGUCAUUGUUUCAGUUUGAGAUAAUAGAAAACAAUCUUCAGCUUCAAUUAUGUUAGUAAUUUAAACAAGUUCUUCCAAGGUCUCAACCGAGAUACAAACACGUUGAAACCCAGGACCAGCACCUACCAAAGUUCAUGUCUGGAUAGUGUUUAUGUGUCUGGAUCAGGAGCGAGGGUGGAGUUUUGAGAAACGUCUGUCGCGUAGUUGUUGCGAGCAGCUUUUCGUUGUCACCUUUCUCAGCGCACAAACUACGACUACGACAAUGGCGACGGUCAGUGCACCUGAUGACGUCACGUCCACUUGUAGCGUGUGUCUGGAGCCUUACACGGGCCGGAAUCCAAAACUUCUGCCUUGUUUCCACACUUUCUGCCUCGCUUGUUUGAAAGAUUUGGAAAUGCAUCACACGCAAACUUUACAAAGCACGACAAUCAACGAGGACCUAGAGGGAGACCAGAGACAAGUUACCUUCCCCUGCCCAACGUGCAGAGCGAGUAUCAAGGUGCCGCCGGUGGUGUCACCCAGUUUCAGACAAAUUUCUACUUGAGUGAUAAAAUCCUGACAUGUGAUGUGUGCAACAGAGGACAAGAGGCCACGUACAGCUGUACUGACUGUGGUCAGAGUAUGUGUGACGAAUGCCAACAAUGGCACUACAAAUUUCUCUCCAGUCACGAAGUUCAGCCUCUGACCUCUGGCUGCCAGCAGUCUUCUGAAAAAAGCCUUGAUCCAGAUUGUUUAGAAAAACUUAAUAAACACCUCAAGGUGUUGGAGGCGGCGCUAGUGAGGAUGAGGGAGGAGGAGGACACGCUUCAGAGGGAGAGGCAGGCGAUAGCUGACGUCAUCAGCAGGCGGGCCGACGCCGUGAGGGCGCUAGUGACGCAGGCGGAGGUGAGGAAGCCAGAUGGCGCUGGCAGAAGUAAGCGAGACACUACUAAAACAGAUUGAAGAUGAUAUAAUUACUGCACGCGACAAACACGCUAGAAUCUGGCAGCUGUCAUCUCAGAGAGGCAUCAAAGGACGAGUAACUGUAGCCUUCAGACAAGGGCAAGAACACCUCAGUGAUGAAGAUUUCCGGUACUUUCAGCAGCGAUGUAGCAGAAAAAGAUUUCUGCAUCACUUCAGUAGCUGCAUCAUCGAACUCGAGACCGUAGCAUCCUUCCUGGGGACAGUAAGUGGUGACGAAGAAGAUAUAGAGGACACUGGCAGCAUCUUGUCUGCUACUGUGCGUAGUGACAGUAAGGAUACAGAGAGGACAGUAGGUGACACUAUGUUACGUCACAAUCAUCAGACCCGACAGUGCGUACAAAGGAUGCCGCAGACAUUAAUCACAGGUUGCAAACGCUAGAAACACUUUUUGGAAGCGGGUGUAAACACUCUGAUGAAACGGAUGUUGAAGUGUUCAAAGAAGAAAGUUUCUAAACUCCAAAUGCUUGUGGCUGCUUUAAAAGAAGAGGAUUCAAAUAAACAGCAAAACAUACACAGAUUUAAUGGAGACAUUUUAAAUAUGAAAAAGUACAUGCUCACUAUGGAAGAAACACUGAUGGCUUCUAUCUCUAGAUUGCAGGAAGACAUUGACACGGUCGAGAGUGUCAAAGAUGAAAACUCUAAACUUCAAAUGGAUGUGGCAGCUUUAAAAGAACAGCUCUCUUCCAUUCAGCAGAGUUCGAUCCUUUCUAAAGACAUUUCAAGUAUCCAAAAGGACAUGGCAAGUCUGCAAGAAAAACAGAUUGGCGAUAACACUAUGCUUCAGAAGGACAUUGCCACUAUUCGGGAGAUCUCUUCUCAGCAUGGCAGAGAAAUGAAGAAGUUUCAAUGUGACUUUAUAAAUCUGGUUAAAGAUCUGAAGAGUUUUAAAGAAAAAUCUUGCUACAUGGUUGCAUUUCACGCCGAGCUCAAGCAGACUAUGGAAACAAACUGGGAAUGGAAGCCCAUCAUCUUGGAAGCUGACAACUGCAACCUGGGUCAGGCCUACGACACGAAGACAGGAGUUUUCACCGCCCCUGUGGCAGGCACCUACUUCUUUAUGGCCAGAACGGUGAGAAAUGAGGGGUCAGGAUACUGUUCGCUUGCUAUCAGUGUUGAGAGAUGUAAAACCACUUCAUCACUAUCCCACUACGGCAAGCUACAGGCCGGUGUUGGUUGUACAGUGCACGUGGUUCAGAGACUGACUCCAGGACAAACAGUGUCUCUGAUGGGCUAUGGCCGCGCUAAGUUGCCAGGAUGUGCAACUUGUUUUUCAGGAAUGUUAGUGCGACCAGACAUUGAACUUGCACAGUCAUGACACGUUAGUCUAUGUUAUGUGAGCCACAGGACUGUGUUGAAUAAAAGUAUACUACUACAUAUUAAAGUACAUUUGAAACCUGCGUUAAAGGGAUGACCUACACUACGAUUUAAAUGUCUCAUAUUUCACUCUUUUUAUUAUAAUAAUAAUCGUCAUUGCCAUGGCUUUCUACAUUUCUACAACAAGGAAUAAAGAAUCAACAACAGCCAUAACUAAUAUUUAAAAAGCUGAUUUUGAGGAUUUUCGGAGCUUAUUCUUCCAAACAAUUAUUGAUAUUAAGACUUUUCUCGAAUUGUUUCUUAUUGGCAAGAUUAAUACACGGUGACUUUCUUGUCGUACAUUUUAAAUGUUUCUUUUUUUUCAAUAUA